Molecule: messenger RNA, 546 nt
Organism: Symbiodinium natans
Lineage: Eukaryota; Dinophyceae; Suessiales; Symbiodiniaceae
Source: the annotation of a GenBank genome assembly
AUGGCUGGAAAGCGGAAGAAGGCCAAACCACGGAGCGACGCGGCACCGAGCGAUGCCAGUGGCACGCGGCAGUGCUCGGAGUCGCACACCACCUUCGAUGCGGGUCUCGCUUCCCUCCUAGGCAACGCCAUCGGCGUCCAGGAGUUUCGGGAAAGCUUCUUCGAGCAAAAGCCGCUGCACAUUCAGCGUUCGGGGAGUGCCAAGUACUACGCACAACUCGACGGCGUGUCAAGCCCAGAGAGGCUUUUCAAGCUCAUGGAUGAGGGCGCUGUGCCGGUGUACCGAAUCAACAUGUUCCGGUGCAAAGAUGGCAGCAACAAGGAAACCCCGAACCCACCGCCAUCGUCCCCGGCGGACGUACGCCGACUGUUUCAGGAAGGCUGGAGCAUCCAGUGGCUGCAGCCGCAGCAGGAGCACGACGCUCUGGCUUCGUUGGUGGUAGCUUUGGAGACCGAGUUCGGAUGCCUCGUCGGGGUAAACGCAUACCUCACCCCGCCAGGCACCCAAGGUGUUCAUGGGGUGAUGCAUCUCGAUCUGAAGCCCUGA